CCUCACUGCUGACGUCGCCGCAAGAACUCAGCCUCCCCUGGUUUUGCUGCUAGGGUGAGAAAAGCUGGAGCUUUGCCCCACGGCCUCGACCAAGGACCCAAUGAUCAUCGCAUACGCAGCAACAGGCUAAGCCGGAGCGGCGUAUGGGUUCUAGCCAACCUUCUGCUCUUUUAUGCCUGACAUGCGAUCGUUUAGUCAUGGAUCAUCGCUGUGGGUAAAGUACAAUAUAUGAGAUGGCUAGUCCACACCACUGUGUUAAAAGGUAGGAUGAUAUCUCUCCUAUCCAUUGUUUCAAUCUUCUCUCGUUCAGCAUUACAUUCGCUUUUAUCGCAUUGCUGAAAUCGUAUACAACACUCUUGCGAUUCUCAAAUUUCUUAUUUCACAUUAUCCGCCGACAUGUUCCCUUCAUUAUCCAAGAUCUUGACUGUUGCUUCCGCUCUGUCGAUCACAGCCUACGCAUCCCCUCAAGGCUGGAGUGGCUCCUCAGAUGCUAGCCAGGGAGGCUCGGGUGGCUCGAGUAGUUCAUGGGGAGGUGAUAGUGGAAGCAGCAGUGGUAGCAGUGGCAAUGAAGGCAGUGGUAGCUCAGUUGUAGCAGCGGCGACGACAACAACGGCAGCCUCCAGUUGGGCAGCAUCCUCCAGUACGGCAUCAUCGACAGUCGCGACGGCAUCAUCACUUGCUUCAGGGACCGCCUGUAACAACUCCCCCGAUCUUUGCUCACGGACGUAUGACAACGUAACACACAUGGGCGCUCAUGACUCGUCCUUCCUUCGUGAUGACAGUACCGACAACUCCGUUGCUGGAAACCAGUACCUCAAUGCCACCUAUGCGCUGAAUAAUGGUCUACGUUUGUUGCAGGUCCAGGUCCACGAUUUGAACGAUACCAUCGAAAUGUGCCACACAACUUGCGAUCUUCUUGAUGCUGGUUCGCUAGAGUCGUGGCUCACUGUUAUCAAAGAGUGGAUGGACAACAACGUCGACGACGUUGUUACUCUGCUCAUAGUCAACUCGGACGGCUUUAACGGCUCGGAUUUCGGCGCCGCUUUCGAAUCAUCGGGCAUCGACAAAUACGGCUACACGCCAACUAGCACUAGCUCUUGGCCUACACUUUCUGAGAUGAUCUCCGCCGAUACUCGUCUGGUCACUUUCAUCGCAUCUUACACGGCCGACACUACCUACUCUUAUCUGCUGAACGAGUGGGACUAUGUCUUCGAGACUGCUUACGAAGUCACUUCCCUUUCGGGUUUCAACUGCACGCUGGACCGCCCUUCGACCUACAGUGACUACUCCUCGGCCAUCUCAGCAGGCAUGCUGCCGCUGAUGAACCACUUUGCCUAUACCGUGGUUCUCUCUUAUGAGAUUCCGGACGCAACCGACAUUGACACCACCAACAGCGACUCGACAUCUACCACGGGUGCUCUCGGUUUACAUGCAAAGACUUGCAACAGCGAGUGGGGUCAGAAACCCACUUUCGUCUUGGUCGAUUUCUUUAACAAAGGACCGGCGAUUGACACGGCUGAUAACAUGAACGGGAUUACGGCUACUGGCCGCUCAAACAGCAGUUCGACUGCUUCAAGCGCAGAUUCUAGCACAAGCUCUGGCGCAGGCUCAAAAUUUCAGAACUCUAGCUUUGGGUUAGGCGCUUUGCUUGCCACAUUGGCUGGUACUGCUUUGUUGUUGUAGAUGGAGCCAUGUUCGGCAAUUCGUGUGGAUUGAUUUUUACUGCAUAGCGAAGGCGUUACAGCAUCUGGAUGACUAGGGAUUGCAUACAACUGGGUAGGAAAGCGCCCAUUUCCAUCAUUGCAUUUACACAACACACAUACAAGGUCUCGUAGAAGAGCCAGUUCAUAGCUAGGCUCGAUUCAGACAACUAAGACAAAUGGAAUCUGAUACUAUACAAAUCAUAUGUUCAAACCGUUCCCGA
This is a messenger RNA of Truncatella angustata, 1924 nucleotides long. RefSeq names its product PLC-like phosphodiesterase. The transcript has a single exon. The coding region runs from base 397 to 1683 and encodes 428 amino acids. The record is from RefSeq and is a predicted model, not a curated record. Lineage: Eukaryota; Fungi; Ascomycota; Sordariomycetes; Amphisphaeriales; Sporocadaceae. Gene Ontology annotation, molecular function: phosphoric diester hydrolase activity. Gene Ontology annotation, biological process: lipid metabolic process.